Molecule: messenger RNA, 918 nt
Organism: Micromonas pusilla CCMP1545
Lineage: Eukaryota; Viridiplantae; Chlorophyta; Mamiellophyceae; Mamiellales; Mamiellaceae
Exons: 1
Coding region: 1-918 (305 amino acids)
Molecular function (GO): oxidoreductase activity
Source: RefSeq, a predicted model, not a curated record
AUGGACGUCGAGGCGUUCGUCCUCACCGUCGCCGCCGCGGUCGCGCUGACGAUCGUCCUCCUCGACUUCGUCUUCGGAUCCGCUCGAACACGACGAAAGACGACGCUGGACGCGAAGAACCCGACGAAGAAGGUCGCGCUCAGACUCGAGUCCAAGACGGAGCUGUCGCACGACACGUACCUGUUCCGGUUCGCGCUGCCGUCGCCGGAACACGUCCUCGGCCUCCCGAUCGGGCAGCACGUCGCGCUGUCGUACAUCGACGACGACGGGAAGGAGCAAUCGCGGCCGUACACGCCGACGUCCAGCGACGUCGACCGCGGGCGCGUCGACUUUGUGAUCAAGGUUUACUUCAAGUGCGACAAGUUCCCGGACGGCGGGAAGGUGUCGCAGCGCAUGCACGCGCUGAAGGUUGGGGACACGAUGGAUUUCCAAGGCCCGAAAGGCCGGUUCGAGUACCGCGGCCGCGGCGUCUUCGCCAUCAAGCGCCUCAAGUCGCAGGGCGGCGGGCACGAGCUACGGCGCGCGAGACGCGUCGGCAUGAUCGCGGGCGGGACGGGGAUAACGCCGAUGCUGCAGGUGAUGCGCGCGGCGUUUAGGGACCAGCCGGGCGACGCGACGAAGCUGUCGCUGCUGUUCGCGAACCAGACCGAGGACGACAUCUUGCUCAAGGACGAGCUGGACGCGUGCGAGAGGGAUCACGAGAACUUCGUCGCGCACUACACGAUCGACAAGGCGAAGAGGAAAGGGUGGACGGGGAGCACGGGGUUCGUCACCGCGGAGAUGAUCAAAGAGCACAUGCCGCCGCCGGGGCCGGACACGCAGAUUUUGUUGUGCGGGCCGCCGCCGAUGAUGAAAUACGCGGUCCUCCCCGCGUUCGAGAAGCUGGGGUACACGAAGGAGAUGUUUCUUCAGUGGUGA